Molecule: messenger RNA, 1756 nt
Organism: Pogona vitticeps (central bearded dragon)
Lineage: Eukaryota; Metazoa; Chordata; Lepidosauria; Squamata; Agamidae
Gene: PLA2G7
Product: phospholipase A2 group VII
Molecular function (GO): 1-alkyl-2-acetylglycerophosphocholine esterase activity
Source: RefSeq, a predicted model, not a curated record
GUGUGCGCGGGAGGGGAGGGCGCGGAGGGGGGGGCAAAAAAAAAGAGCGCUCGGCCCCCGCCGUCCAUGUAGAGGAGUCAGUGGUUGUUUCUUGAAGUCUUAGGAAUCUUCUCUGCGCGUCUGAUCGGGUCGUCUCCGGCCCAGGACGAUAAGGUCGCGCUUCCCUCCGUCGAGCUACUUGGUGGCUCUUCUGCCCCCGGACUUCUGCCCCAAGAUCGACCUGGACAGCUCCGGAAUUGCAGCGCUGGCCCAUCGAGGUCCACUCAGAAAUAAGUCUUACUGAGCUCUAUGGGGCUUACGCAGGCGCGUGUAGAGCUGCAUUCCUGCUUUCCCUGACCUGGGAGUAAGUCCCACUGAAGGAGAACAAACUUAUUUUUGAGUAGACAGGUAGCGGUGGCACCAGAGGAGGUGACUGCACUUCCCAGGUCCACGCUCUCCAGAAUCCCUUGAAGAUCUGUCUAUUGGAGUUCAAGGAAAUGGGAAGUAACUCUAAGAGAAUCCCAGCAGGGAAAGGUCCUUAUCCUGUUGGAUGUACAGACCUCAUGACUGGUCAUAGUAUUCAGGGAUCUUUUUUGCGCCUGUAUUACCCUUCCGAAAAUGAUACAAAUAAUGAAGAAACACUUUGGAUUCCUAACAAGGAAUAUUAUCGUGGAUUGUCUGAUUUUCUUAACAUAUAUCGCACAUUAGGAGAGUUCAUUUUUGCAUGCUAUAUUGGUUCAGUGACCUGUCCUGCAAAAUGGAAUGCUGCAUUCAAGCCAGGGGAAAAAUACCCCCUCAUUAUUUUUUCUCAUGGACUUGGAGCUUUCAGAACUAUAUAUUCUGCAAUUUGCAUUGAAAUGGCAUCUCAAGGUUUUGUUGUUGCUGCUGUUGAGCAUAGAGAUCAGUCCUCUUCAGCUACUUUCUACUACAAAGAGAAACCUGAUUUCAGAGGAAAAGGCAAUGCUUCAGAGUUACACACAGAGUGGAUCUAUUAUCGGAGAUUAAGAGCAGAUGAAGAUGAAGUUGAGCUACGUCGACAACAGGUACAGCAAAGAGCAGAUGAGUGUAUUAAAGCUCUUGACCUCAUGCUUCACAUUAAUUCAGGAAAACCAACAGUUAACAUGCUUCCUGCGAACUUUAACUGGAUCUUUUUAAAGGACUGUAUUGACAUGGAGAAGAUAGCAGUGAUGGGACACUCUUUCGGUGGUGCUACAGCCAUUGAGACUCUUAGCAAAGAUAUGCGAUUUAAGUGCGGCAUUGCCCUUGAUGCAUGGAUGUUGCCCCUCUCUGAUGAUGUAUAUCCCAGAGUUCAACAACCUUUGCUGUUUAUUAAUUCAGAAAAAUUCCAGUGGGCUUUGAACAUCCUAGAAAUGAAGAAACUUGACUGCAAAGACAGAGAAAGAAAAAUGAUCACCAUCAAGGGAUCACUACAUCAGAGUUUUCCAGACUUCACAUUCCUGGUUGGCAAUAUCGUUGGAAAGAUGUUUAAGCUGAAGGGAGAUGUAGACCCAAAUACAGCCAUUGAUGUUAGCAAUAAAGCUUCAUUGGCCUUCUUACAGAAGUAUUUAGGUAUCAAGAAAGAUUUUAACCAGUGGGACCCUCUUCUGGAUGGCAAAGGACUUAAUGUUAUCCCAGGAACUAACGUUGACUUGACUCCAGUGGCAUCUCAAUCAAAAUAGCAGGGAUACAAAAAAUGUGCCAGUUAAAAAUGGUUGUUGUGGGUUUUUCAGGCUCUUUGGCAGUGUUGUGAAGGUUGUUCUUCCUAACGUUUCGCCAU